Messenger RNA from Carya illinoinensis, 2995 nucleotides. RefSeq names its product protein EARLY FLOWERING 3-like. NCBI's taxonomy places the organism in Eukaryota, Viridiplantae, Streptophyta, Magnoliopsida, Fagales, Juglandaceae. The record is from RefSeq and is a predicted model, not a curated record. Bases 533 to 2686 code for a protein of 717 amino acids. Gene Ontology annotation, biological process: regulation of photoperiodism, flowering. The transcript has 4 exons.
GGGGGGCCACGACUCCGGCACUUUUUCCACUCCCUCUCGUAACUCGUAAGAUUACGAUUAUCUUUCAUGAGGAAUCCCUGAUUCCCUACAAACAAGCCCACUUCUCUCUCUCUCUGUCCCCUCUUAUUUGCAUUUGCAGUCCUUCGCUUGUUCCACAGUUCACGCUCUGUUGCUCGUUCCUCCAUCACUUCCAGCGCUAAAGCACCUUUUUUUCUGAACGCUGAGUUCUCAGAUAUCCCUCAGCUUCCCAGAAAGAUUUCUGGUUAUUCAGGAAUCGCUUCGUGUUCUGAAGGAAAUCCCCACUUUGGCAUUCUGGAAACGUUGGUUGACUCCAAGCUUUGAAUUUUCUGCAGGUUGGUUUUGAUUUCGGUGGUCUGAUUGGAUUGUGGGUUUUCCAGGAAAGUCGGUCAAUUUCUUAGAAAGUAAAGUUUGGCAGUUCCUGGGCUUGGUUAUGGAUUUUUGCUAGUGGUUUUUGGAAUUAGAGCUGUAGGGAAUGGAAGGUCGAACUUCUGUUAUGGGGGGGUUUUGUUGAAUGAUAAAAAUAGAGAAAAUGAAAAGAGGGAGGGAUGACGAGAAGAUCACGGAACCCAUGUUCCCAAGGCUUCAUGUUAAUGAUACAGAGAAAGGAGGGCCAAGAGCACCUCCAAGGAAUAAGAUGGCUCUCUAUGAACAACUAAGUAUUCCCUCUCAGCGGUUCAAUCAAGGGGUCUUGCUUCUUAACCACCAAAAUAACGCUAGCAACUUGGUAUUCCCUGAAUCCUCAAGCCAAGGGAAUGGCCUUGAAAGAAACUUUCACUCUCCACUUCACAUACGUCCCUCAAUGCCCAUUCAUCAGGGUGAGAAGAUUCUUCCUCACCGGUCUGAAGGAUCAAGUUUGAAUAAUUCAUUGGUGCAACUCGAGCAGGGAAAGAAGGUUGGAGAUGAAGAUGAUUUUAUUGUUCCUGUAUUUGUUCAAACAGGGACAGAGCAAUACUGUAGUGAAACUCAGAACGGUAUUGAUAGUGGAAAACUCAGUCCCUUCUGCCCCACAUAUUCUAGUUGUUCCAUAAAACACCAAAAUGAUUGUGAUAAGGAUCCAAAUUUGAUUACGUCCCCUGGCCUGAAUUUGAGACAAGAAGUGAGACGUGAGAAUGAAGAGGACCCAAACUUGAGGGUUCCAAGUCAUUCUGUAAAAUCCACAACAGAUAUGUCGACCCGAGAAAAGAUUGAAGGGCUCCUGAAGGAAUCCAAUGCAGCUCCGGUUCAAGAGUAUCAUGAUUGUCCUAUAACUAAUAUUAACAAUUCAGAUGAUGAUGCUUGUUUACAGCAAGAGACUGGAUUUGUCGAGCCUGUAAGGGAUGUAGACAAGGGAAAUGUUCCUCGCCCAAGAAGCAUCACUCACUCGGGGGGAAAUGAUAGCGGUCCCUAUGAGCCUGAUAAUGGCAGUGAAUAUUGUGGAGACCAGAACAUGUCACUACAAAUGGGAAAUGUAGACAAAAGUGAUGAUGUUUCUGAGACCUCCAUGGUGGAUUCUAUAUCAGAAUUUGAUAUCUCUCCGGAUGAUGUUGUAGGAAUAAUAGGUCAGAAACAUUUUUGGAAAGCUAGAAGAGCGAUUGUCAAUCAGCAAAGAGUGUUUGCGGUGCAAGUAUUUGAGUUGCAUAGACUGAUAAAGGUCCAACAGCUGAUUUCUGGAUCACCGCAUCUUUUGCUUGAACAUGGUACUUUUCUAGGAAAACCUUCAUUGAAGGGUCCGCCUGCAAAGAAACUUUCAUCCAAGUAUAUUGUAAAACCACCAUCACACAUUGCGAAGUGCAAAGAUGAUUCCAAGAAGUCAAACCAUAAAAUGGAACGUUCUGCAGAAAAUACAGUUGGGAAGACCUCUCUUUCUUCUGUGAAAAAUGGCAGUCAGCCUUCAUGUUAUGGACCUUAUAUUGGAAACUCACUGCCAGCUCCUGUGGCUACCGAUAAUAAAAUGGGUCCUUGGUGUAUUAAUCAGUCACCUGGGCAUCAGUGGUUGAUUCCCAUAGUCUCUCCUUCUGAAGGACUCGUAUUCAAGCCCUAUCCUGGACCUGGGUUUAUGGGAACUGCUUAUGGAGGAAGUGGACCUUUCAGCCAGGUUCCCUUGACAGGUAACUUAAUGAAUUCAGCGUAUGGGUUUCCAGGUCAUCCUUGUCAUCAGGGAAUUGGGAAUCCUCCUGGUACUCCUCCAGUUGGUUAUACCUACUUCCCUACAUAUGGCAUGGCGGCCAUGCAUCCGGCCAUGUCAGGUUCAUCUGUUGAACAAGUUAACCAAUCUGCUGGACCUGGCUCACAUGGUCAAACUCAUUUAUCUGGAGCUGGAGCCAACUUUAACAUGCAGCAUCAGACCUCACAUGAGCCAAAUAAAAAGGAUGGAGUUAUUUCCCAAGUUGCUAAGUUUCAGGCUACUAAAGACAGGGAGUUGCAAGGAACUGAAGGAAGUAGAGCUAGUAGUCACCAUGAUAGACCACGAGGUGUUGGGACAAGUUGCACUUCUGAGGGGAGAGAUGCACUUCCACCUUUUCCUAUUGCUUCAGUAGUCCUAGAGGCAGCUCCUCAGCCACAUGAAGUUGACCAGUCGACACGAGUGAUCAAAGUUGUGCCACAUAAUCCUAGAUCUGCAACUGAAUCAGCAGCUCGGAUUUUCCAAUCUAUUCAAGAAGAGAGAAAGCAGUACGACUCAGUCUAGCUCAUUUUUUCUACUAUCACAUGAUCUUGACCUUAUCUAGUUGAUAUAUGUAACGACCUUCUCUUUAUUACAGUAUUGUAGCCCACACGUUAUAUUCACAUGUUGACAUGCUUCUGGACGAUAGGUACCUUGAAUAUAUGUUAUCUUCAAUUUUGUGUUGGCCUGACAUUUGGGUAGGGGUGGCAUUGCUCUGUGGAGAGGAUGGGUUUUCACUCAUGAAUGUGAUAUAGUGAGGAACUUGUAACUUGACCAUACUGUUUGGUUAAUUUGCUAUGCUCAAUUGCUCUUUUAAUGGUUGGAUUUUUUAUA